Molecule: messenger RNA, 2323 nt
Organism: Thamnophis sirtalis
Lineage: Eukaryota; Metazoa; Chordata; Lepidosauria; Squamata; Natricidae
Source: RefSeq, a predicted model, not a curated record
UUUCCCCCAACAGCUGGCUUCGCAAAGUGGGAUUCCUUCCUCGAAGUUUCCCCACCAUGAUCUCGCCGUCCCUGCUCUUCCUUUUACUUUUCCUAACACCCCUGGAGGGUGGGAGCCACCCAGCAGAAGACGAUAAUUUAUUGGUCUUCACGGUGGCUACCAAGGAGACCGAAGGCUUCAAACGCUUCAGAAGUUCAGCCCAGGUUUUUAACUAUAACCUCAAGGUUCUGGGACUAGGAGAAGAAUGGCCUGAGCGAGAGGACCAGAGGACAGCAGGUGGACAGAAGGUCCGUCUUUUGAAAUCGGCUUUGGAAGCCUACGCAGAUAAAGAAGAUUUGGUGAUCCUUUUCACCGAGAGCUACGACGUCAUCUUUGCUUCGGGACCUGCAGAAGUCCUGAAAAAGUUCAAGCAGGCCAAGUCAAAAGUUGUCUUCUCAUCCGAGACCCUCAUCUAUCCGGACCGGAGGUUGGAGGCCAAGUACCCGGUGGUCCAAGAAGGGAAAAGAUUCCUGGGAUCUGGAGGAUUCAUCGGUUAUGCUCCGUAUCUCAACCAGCUUGUGGCCGACUGGCAAGGCCUGGACAGUGAGAGCGACCAGAUGUUUUAUACCAAAGCGUUCCUGGACCCUGAAAAGCGGAAGACCCUCAACAUCACUUUGGAUCAUAGGUGUCGGAUCUUCCAAAAUCUUAACGGCGCUCUAGACGAAGUGGCUCUCAAAUUCGAAAACGGCCAGGUGAGAGUGCGGAAUCUGGCGUUUGAUACCCUUCCUGUUGUGAUUCAUGGAAACGGACCCACCAAGGAAGACUCGCUCCCUCUGACCGUGGUCGGCGUCUUUAUUGAGCAGCCCACCCCUUUCCUCGACCAGUUCUUCAGAAGGCUCCAGCUUCUUCGCUACCCGAAAAAGAAAAUCCACCUGUUCAUCCACAAUCACGUUUGUGAUUGCCCCUCUCGUGAGCCGCAUUGGGAAGCUGUGGUCGAACUUCUGGGGGGCCUUGAGUCCUGAGGGCUAUUAUGCCCGCUCAGAGGAUUAUAGGGAGAUUGUCCAGAGACGGAGGAUUGGCCUCUGGAACGUCCCGUACAUUUCUAGUGUCUACCUGAUCAAGGGCAGCGUCCUGAGGUCGCAACUCGCCCAGCUGGACCUUUUCCGCAGUGGCAGACAAGACGCCGACAUGGCUCUGUGCCAUAACAUUCACGAGCAGGGGGUGUUCAUGUUUUUGACAAACCAGCAGUUGUUCGGGCACAUCCUGUCCUUGGAGAAUUAUCAGACGAGCCACCUGCAUAACGAUCUCUGGCAAAUCUUCAGCAACCCAGAGGACUGGAAGGAGAAAUACAUUCACCCAAACUACACAGACGCCUUAAAAGGGAAAUUGGUAGAAACGCCCUGCCCAGAUGUCUAUUGGUUUCCCCUCUUCACUGACACGGCCUGCGACGAGCUGGUUGAAGAGAUGGAGCACUUUGGCCAGUGGUCCAGGGGAGACAACAAGGGCGGGGGCUGUCGCUUCAUCCGUUACAACUGCUCCAUCCAAGCCCCCCGGAAGGGCUGGACCCUCCUGCACCCGGGCCGCCUGACGCACUACCACGAGGGCCUCCCCACCACCAAAGGAACCCGCUACAUCGCCGUCUCCUUCCUCGAUCCCUAGAGCCGCCACCAGGAAGAAAAAACCUGGGGGUGGGGGUGGGAAUUCUAUUUUUUUUCAACCCAUUUCACCCCCCCUCCCCCAUUAGCUGCACACACCCCUCCCCCAGGAAGGAGCGGGGGGGGAGGCGGACUUCCAGAACAGAUCAUUUGAUUGGACACCGCCUGGUUGCAAGAGAGAUUGUCUAGAUUCAAUAGGAUCCCUUCAGAGAGUCUAGUCCCAGAGGAUUCUGCCGCCAGCCUGGCCCCCUGCUUUCCACCAGGUUAAAGCGCCUGCCUGCUUUCUCCCUGCCUCCUCGUGGGGAGAAUACCUCAGUUUCCACAUUUUUCCUCCCAAUGGAAGUGGCCAAGGCGUGUCAGAAUCACGUGUUGCCUGGAUUUUUUACGCGGCACACGGGGUUGAUCGCUACAAAAGACUUGGAAAUAGGAUCCCAGCUCCCCAAACACGACAAACCCCUCUGAACUCAAAGAUUCCUUUAUUAGACGUGCCGGCAGCCCCAGCAAAAUGUUCCUCUCUCAACACAGGCUAACAAGGAGAUGAAUAUUUGUCUGCCACAUUUAUUCAUCUUCACCCCCUGCCUUUUAUCCCCAGGGCUAGGGUGGGGUUUUUCUAGCAGCUGUGGCUCUUCCGUCCCGAGGACCGGCCCAUAGAUUUCCACUGCUCUCCUCUCUUCUGCCUUUUAUCCCCA